Messenger RNA from Thlaspi arvense, 1326 nucleotides. The record is from the annotation of a GenBank genome assembly. Lineage: Eukaryota; Viridiplantae; Streptophyta; Magnoliopsida; Brassicales; Brassicaceae.
AUGGCUCCAGGGACUCUCACCGAGCUCGCCGGAGAGGCUAAGCUCAACUCUAAAUUCGUCCGGGACGAGGACGAACGUCCCAAGGUGGCAUACAACAAGUUUAGCGACGAUAUCCCGGUGAUAUCUCUCGCCGGACUCGACGAUGUUGGUGGGAAAAGAGGAGAGAUCUGCCGUAAGAUCGUUGAGGCUUGCGAGAAUUGGGGCGUGUUCCAGGUGGUCGAUCAUGGUGUCGAUACCAAUUUGGUAGAGGAUAUGACUCGCCUCGCUCGCGACUUCUUUGCUUUACCACCCGAAGAGAAACUUAGUUUCGACAUGUCUGGUGGUAAGAAAGGCGGCUUCAUCGUCUCUAGUCACCUUCAGGGAGAGACUGUGCAAGAUUGGAGAGAGAUCGUGACGUACUUCUCGUACCCGGUGAGAAACAGAGACUACUCACGGUGGCCAGAUAAGCCGGAAGGGUGGGUGAAAGUGACGGAGGAGUACAGCGACAAACUGAUGGGUUUAGCUUGUAAGCUUCUUGAGGUUUUGUCUGAAGCUAUGGGGCUCGAGAAAGAAGCACUUACCAAUGCUUGCGUCGAUAUGGACCAAAAGAUAGUUGUUAAUUAUUACCCUAAAUGCCCUCAGCCUGAUCUCACCCUCGGACUCAAGCGUCACACUGAUCCUGGAACCAUCACUUUGCUGCUCCAAGACCAGGUCGGUGGAUUACAAGCCACACGCGACGAUGGCAAAACAUGGAUAACGGUUCAGCCAAUUGAGGGAGCUUUUGUCGUGAAUCUCGGCGACCAUGGUCACGUACGUCAGUAUACUCUCUCAAUCUCUCUGCUUAUAUUUUUCUCCGUUUGUGAUUUUGACUUGGCCAAACUUGCUUGUCUAUUGAAGUAUUUGAGCAACGGGAGGUUCAAGAACGCGGAUCAUCAGGCGGUGGUGAAUUCCAACUCGAGCAGGCUAUCUAUAGCCACGUUUCAGAAUCCGGCGCAGGAUGCAACCGUGUAUCCGCUUAAAGUUAGAGAAGGAGAGAAGCCGAUCUUGGAGGAGCCAAUCACUUUUGCAGAGAUGUAUAAGAGAAAGAUGGGAAAAGAUCUGGAGCUGGCUCGCCUCAAGAAGCUUGCGAAAGAAGAAAAUGACCAGAAGCUGGCCAAAGAAGAACAUGACAAGAACCUGGCCAAAGAAGAAAAUGAUCAGAAGCUGGCUAAAGAAGAACAUGACCAGAAGCUGGCCAAAGAAGAACAUGACAAGAGCCUUGCCAAAGAAGAAAAUUACCAAAAGCUGGCCAAAGAUGAACAUAGCCACACGGAAGCUGUUAAGCGUCUCGGCCAAAUCCUCGCUUAG